AGUCCUAAUUUGAAAUAUUUCUAAAAGUGAAUAUAUCCCAAAUUUGUACGUAAUUUAGAUCUAAUAGGCUUCCAACAAGGCCCUAAAUAUACUUAUGCAGCCCGCGAUAACUUUUAAGGUUAUACGGGUUGCCUAUUAUAAGAAGAAAACAACAAAAUAAAACCCGACACGAGAGAAACGUCAAAACGGCUCUUCGUUUUAAAUAAAAAUGGCAGUCGAUGGUAGAGUGAGUGUGUGAUGCAUCUGUGCUGACUAUUUACGCGUUUUUUCCAAUUUUUUGACUCAUAAAUAUGCCCGUGUUGUGUGAACGGUGUUAAGUGACGAUCCCUUCCUGCCAGAUGAUCGCCCCCAACAUCCGUUGUUCCAGAGUUCCCAGUCCCAGCUGAUUCAUUGUUUAAGUUUACCUGCCUGAGUGAGGUUUCUCCGCCGUUGCUCUUUUAGGAAACAAAGAAGAAGAGGAAGUUUUAGCGGCAUCUACCUGUUUCACUCUACUUUGAACAGGUGAUUCAAAGAUAUUUCUGCUGGUGGAUUGCUGCGGAAACGGUAGCGGCGGUGUCACGUUGUCAGGAACUGCCUGGGUAUUUAGGUUCAGUGUUGCCAGGUCUCAUGAUUUAUCAUGAGAUCUCAUGAUUUUGACUUACAUCUCAUGAUAUCAUGAUUUUGUCGAAAAAUCUCAUGAUUUAAAAAAAAAACAAAGAUUUAAAAUCGUAACUCAGAAUAUUAGUCGUAAAAAUAAAAAUAAAAUAAAAAUAACCUAAAACUACAACUAAAUGUACACAUAUAAAUAUCAUAAAGCCUUAAAUAAUAUCCGCACAGCCCGAUAUAAACGGGAAAUACUGACGAGUAUGGGGAUUCCCCGAGAUUCUCGGAUAUUUCUACGGGCUAUAUUUUUCACGAAGUUUUAUGCAUUUGCUCGUGUAUUUGGUAUUGUAAAGCAUUAUUUGUGAGUUGAAAAUAAUUAAAAAAUAUCAGUGACAGUGAUUCUAGUAGUUCUAGUAGUAGUACAUCCAAGAGUAUAUCUCUUUCAGGACCUAGCAAGAAAAGAAAGGUUUAUAAGCAAAAUUUUAAAAAGGAAUGGAAAAAUAUACCGGGUUUGCAAUGGAUCGAGAACAGCAGAAAGGGGACAGGCUUUGCCUGGUAGGUAUUUAUGAUAUUUUAAGUUAAGGUACUUUCUGUAAAAAUAAGUGCAAUUUGGAUUUAUUGAGUACAAAAUCUAAAUUCACUUAUAAUAAUGUUAAAUCGAGAAUUAAAUGAUAAUAUGAGUUACUGAAUCGUAACUAAUUAAAAUUUGCUUUAAUGCGGAUAUAUAUAAUUUAAGGCGAACAAAACUUUUAUUUUAAUGGAGGUAAACGUUUUUUUUUUUAAAUUUAAGGUGCGAUUACUGUAAAUGUGAUGUUAAGGUAUCUGCAGGGAAAACCCAACUAGUAAAACAUUCUGAGACUGAAAAGCAUGUUAAAGCUUUGCAGAGAGCAUCAAUGGGCAAGCAAAGUCAAGUAAAAAUAAGUCAAAUGUUUGCAGAAAGUUCUAAAAAAAUAAGCAUUGAAGAAAAAGCGAAAGAAGGAAUUAUAGGAACUGCGGGGUUUCUUGCCGAACAUAAUCUCCCUAUGAAUUUGAUGGAGCAUUUCAUCGAUUAUCUCAAUGCUGUAGGCACUGAUUCAGAUAUUGUCAAACAAAUGAAAUGUAAACGAACAAAGAUGUCAAGAGUUUUACAAAAACUUACAGGCUUGUCUCAAGAAUCUUGGCUACUUGGCCUAAUGAGGGAUAAUAAAUUUAGCAUUAUCAUAGAUGAGUCUACUGAUAACUCGUGCACCAAACAUUUAUGUUUAGUUGUAAGAAUGUGCAUUAAUUUUGACAUUGAAGACAACUUUUUGGCGUUAAUCCCAGUAGUAGAGACCACAGGGGCUGUACUUUAUGAAAUUUUAAUCAACUUCCUUACCGAAAAUGGUGUUCCAUAUAAGUCAAACUUUAUUGGCUUUGCUUCAGAUGGAGCGAGCAACAUGGUUGGCGUUAAUAAUUCUGUGGUCAGUCGAUUGCGAGAAAAUAUUCCAGGUAUAUUCAUAAUGAUAUGCAUAUGCCAUAGCUUUUAUUUGUGUGAAUCAUAUGCAUGCCACAAGUUGCCUGAGGAAGUGGAACAAUUUGCGAGAGAAGUAUAUAACUAUUUUUCAAAUAGUCCGAAGAGAGUGGAAGAAUAUAAGGAAUUCCAGGAAUUUGCAAAUGUCUCAAUAUCGAAGAUUUUACAUCCUAGCCAGACACGUUGGUUAUCUCUGGAAUGCGUGGUUAAAAGGCUUCUUAAUCAAUAUGAAGCUUUGAGGUUGUAUUUCGUAGAUCAGGCGUCUCUUAAAAUCAGUCAAGCAAAUAUUAUUUUAGAAAAACUAAACACGCCCGAAAAUAAAUUAUACUUAUCAUUUUUAUCGCAUGUACUACCUAUUUUUAAUAGCUUAAACAAAUUAAUGCAAAGCGAAUCGCCCAAAAUUCACGUUAUUUAUAAAGAGGUUGCUAGAACAGUUAAAACAAUUUUAGAUUAUUAUAUUAAGGACGAAUAUCUAAAUGCCAACAUUGAAAAUAUAGAUUUUAAAGACCCUAGACUUUUUUUAAAUUUAAAUGACAUGUACUUUUCUGCCCACAUAAACUCUGCCGAUCUGGAGAAAAACCGACUCGACAUGGUAAAAUUAAGAUGUCUAGACUUUUAUAUUGAGAGUGUGGAGCAAAUAUUGUCAAGAUUUCCACUUAAAAACUCUGUGUUUCAGAAAUUAGAAUUUCUAGAUCCUGAGGUAGUUAAAUCAAGAAAAAUCAGGUCUAUAAGUAAUUUUUCUAUGUUGUUUCAAAAUUUAAUUCCUGCUGAUAUGCAAGUUAUUGACAAUGAAUGGUUGUUACUUAGAAAUUAUGAAAUUAAUUUUACCUGGAAAGGUAUUUGCGAUUUUUGGGGUAAAAUUGCUAAGAUUAAAUGUGUGGAAAAUACAGAAUCCCGGUUUCCCAAUUUAAGUAAUUUUGUGUUUAAUUUAUUAACUUUGCCGCAUUCCAGUGCUAACGUAGAGAGGGUGUUUAGUCAGAUAAAUUUAAACAAAACAAAACAGAGAAAUCGGUUGAAAACUCCUAUGAUAGCUGCUAUACUGCACACCAAAAGUUUAGUGGGCAGAGAAAACCGUAUUUGUUCAAAUUUUCCAAUAGGAAAAGAUUUGCUUAAAAAAUUAAAUAAACAAAUUUAUGAUUCCGAUGAGUCAGAAUAAAAUAACGGAUAUUUCGGAUUUUUGUUUUUCAGUUAUUUAC
Anthonomus grandis grandis is the source of this 3267-nucleotide messenger RNA. RefSeq lists its product as uncharacterized. The coding region runs from base 1476 to 3227 and encodes 583 amino acids. Gene Ontology annotation, molecular function: protein dimerization activity. The transcript has 3 exons. Lineage: Eukaryota; Metazoa; Arthropoda; Insecta; Coleoptera; Curculionidae. The record is from RefSeq and is a predicted model, not a curated record.